Struthio camelus australis is the source of this 2674-nucleotide messenger RNA. It is a transcript of the gene SGSM3, whose product is annotated as small G protein signaling modulator 3. The record is from RefSeq and is a predicted model, not a curated record. Gene Ontology annotation, molecular function: protein binding. NCBI's taxonomy places the organism in Eukaryota, Metazoa, Chordata, Aves, Struthioniformes, Struthionidae.
UGUGAUGCUUUCCUGGAGGCAAAGCAGGAGAGGGGGGCAAAGCAGGGUGAUGAAGAGUUACAGGGCUGCCACAGUGGCCUCAGCACCUUCUCUUCGAGACACAGUUUCCAGUAUGCUGCCUCUUUGUGCUGCAGCAGGAGGCUGCUCUGCUAGCUUUCCUGGAGUGAUUCACCCUGCCCUUCUGCACACCCCUGGUGCCAGCAGCUGAGCCUCUCUGUCAGUCUCUCUGGCCGCGUCCCAGGGUAGUGACUCCUCACCUCUGAGAACAGCAUACCUGGAUACCUGCUGACAGCUUCUACCCUCCGGCCUUCAGGAGUGCAAUGUCAGGGCACCACACUCCCUCUGCUGGGGGUCCCUUCUCAGCACUCACCCCCAGCAUUUGGCCGCAGGAGAUCCUGGCAAAGUAUACACAGAAAGAAGAAUCCAUCGAGCAGCAAGAAUUCCACUACGAUGAAUUUGGUUUCCGAGUUGAUAAGGAAGAUGGUGCUGAGCCAAACUCCAGCAAGCUUCUGGGGAUCCCACUGACAGAAGAGCCGCAGCAGAGGCUCAAGUGGCAAGCUCACCUGGAGUUCACACACAACCAUGACGUGGGCGACCUCACCUGGGACAAAAUUGAGGUCACCCUACCACAUUCAGACAAGCUGCGCUCGCUGGUGCUAGCUGGCAUCCCACACAGCAUGAGGCCGCAGCUAUGGAUGCGUCUGUCCGGGGCCUUGCAGAAGAAGAGAAAUUCAGAGAUGUCAUAUCGGGAUAUUGUAAAAAACAGCUCUAAUGAUGAGACCAUUGCUGCCAAACAGAUUGAGAAGGACUUGCUCCGCACGAUGCCCAGCAAUGCCUGCUUCUCCAACAUGAACAGUAUUGGAGUGCCACGUCUACGCAGGAUACUCCGGGGACUUGCCUGGCUCUAUCCAGAGAUAGGAUAUUGCCAAGGCACUGGCAUGGUAGCAGCUUCCCUGCUGCUCUUCUUGGAGGAAGAAGAUGCCUUCUGGAUGAUGUGUGCUAUCAUUGAGGAACUGGUUCCUGCCUCCUACUUCAGUACCACUCUGAUGGGGGUUCAGACAGAUCAGCGUGUCCUGCGGCAGCUCAUUGUGCAGUACUUGCCCCGCCUGGACAAGCUGCUCCAGGAGCAUGACAUCGAGCUGUCCCUGAUUACCUUGCACUGGUUCCUCACCUCUUUCGCUAGUGUUGUCCACAUCAAGCUGCUGCUGCGCAUUUGGGACCUGUUCUUCUACCAGGGUUCUCUGGUGCUGUUCCAGCUCACGUUGGGCAUGCUCAGUAUGAAGGAGGAUGAGCUAAUCCAGUCUGAGAACUCGGCCUCAAUCUUCAACACGCUUUCGGACAUCCCAAGUCAGAUAGAAGAUGCCGAUGUGCUGCUGCGGGAGGCCAUGCGCGUGGCUGGCUCACUAACAGAUGUGGCGGUGGAGACCCAGCGGCGCAAACACUUGGCCUACCUCAUUGCUGAUCAAGGGCAGCUGCUCAACUCCAGCACCACUGUCAACAGUUUAUCCAAGGUUGUGCGACGCAGGACUCAGCGCAGGAAAUCUGGCAUCACCUCUCUGCUUUUCGAUACCUUGCACUUGUCUUCCUCUCCUCUCCUCCCCUCCCUUCUGGCUAUGUGGGCUUCCCCAGGGGAUGAUGACCUGGAGGCGCUGAAGGCGAAGAACAUCAAGCAGACGGAACUGGUGGCUGACCUGCGUGAGGCUAUUCUCCAGGUGGCACGGCACUUCCAGUGUGUGGAUCCCAAGAACUGCAGCAUUGAUCUAACUCCAGACUACAGCAUGGAAAGCCACCAGCGGGACCAUGAGAACUAUGUGGCCUGUUCCCGCAACCGCCGGCGUCGAGCAAAGGCGCUUCUGGACUUUGAGCGCCAUGAUGAUGAUGAGCUGGGCUUCCGCAAGAACGACAUCAUCACGAUUGUCUCCCAGAAGGAUGAGCACUGUUGGGUGGGGGAGCUGAAUGGACUGAGAGGUUGGUUUCCUGCAAAGUUUGUGGAGAUCUUGGAUGAGCGGAGCAAAGAGUACUCCAUUGCUGGAGAUGACUCUGUCACAGAAGGGGUGACGGACUUGGUGCGAGGGACGCUCUGUCCAGCCUUGAAGUCCAUUUUUGAACAUGGAUUGAAGAAGCCAUCUCUGCUGGGGGGGGCCUGCCAUCCCUGGCUGUUCAUUGAAGAGGCUGCAAGCCGGGAAGUGGAACGGGACUUUGAUUCAGUGUAUUCUCGCCUCGUGCUCUGCAAGACUUACAGGCUCGAUGAAGAUGGCAAAGUCCUCACUCCAGAGGAGCUGCUUUACCGGGCAGUUCAGGCUGUGAACAUGACGCACGACGCUGCACACGCACAGAUGGACGUGAAGCUUCGUUCCCUCAUUUGUGUCGGACUCAAUGAGCAGGUGCUGCAUUUGUGGCUGGAGGUGCUGUGCUCGAGCCUACAGACCGUGGAGAAGUGGUUCCAUCCCUGGUCCUUCCUACGCAGUCCUGGCUGGGUGCAGAUCAAGUGUGAGCUGAGAGUCCUCUGCAAAUUUGCCUUCAGUCUCUCUCAGGACUGGGAGCUGCCUAUAAAGAGGGAGGAGAAGGAGAAGAAGCCACUGAAGGAAGGGGUGCAGGACAUGCUGGUGAAGCACCAUCUCUUCAGCUGGGACAUAGAUGGGUGACCCCCGCUCCACCCCACCCUGGGGAACCU